AUGGCUCAGCGAGGAAUUCAGCCGGACUCUGCAAAGUUUUGCUGUUCCAUCUGUCUGGAUCUGCUGAAGGAUCCGGUGACUCUUCCCUGUGGACACAGCUACUGCAUGAGCUGUAUUAAAGACUGCUGGGAUGGAGAGGAGCACAAGGAAAUCUACAGCUGCCCGCAGUGCAGAAGAGCCUUCACACCGAGGCCUGUCCUGGAGAAAAGCACCAUGUUAGCAGAGUUACUGGAGGAAGUGAAGACGAUGGGACUCCAAGCUGCUCCUCCUGAUCUCUGCUAUGCUGGACCUGGAGAUGUGGCCUGUGAUGUCUGCUCUGGGAGGAAACUGAAAGCCCUCAAGUCCUGUCUGACGUGUCCGGCCUCUUACUGUGAGCAGCACCUCCAGCCUCACUACGAUUCAGCUCCAUUAAAGAAACACAAGCUGGUGGAAGCCACCGUGAAGCUUCAGGAGAACAUCUGCUCUCGUCACGAUGAGGUGAUGAAGAUCUUCUGCCGCACUGAUCAGCAGUGUAUCUGUUAUCUCUGCUCCAUGGAUGAACAUAAAGGCCACGACACAGUCUCAGCUGCAGCAGAAAGGACCAAAAGGCAGGAAGAGCUCGGGCUGAGUCGGCAAAAAAUCCAGCAGAGAAUCCAGGACACAGAGAAAGACGUGAAGGUGCUUCAGCAGGAGGUGGAGGCCAUCAGUCGCUCUGCUGAUAAAGCAGUGGAGGACAGUGAGGAGAUCUUCACUCAGCUGAUCCGUUUGGUUGAGAAAAGAAGGUCUGAUGUGAAGCAGCAGAUCAGAUCCCAGCAGGAAGAGGAAGUGAGUCGGGCUGAAGAAGUUGAGGAGAAGCUGAAGCAGGAGAUCGCUGAGCUGAGGAGGAAAGACGCUGAGCUGGAGCAGCUCUCACACACACAGGAUCACAUCCAUUUUCUACAGAGUUACCCCUCGCUCUCAUGUCUCAGUGAAUCUACACACUCACCCAGCAUCAACAUCCGUCCUCUGAGCUACUUUGAGGAUGUGACUGCAGCUGUGUCCGAGCUGAGAGACAAACUACAGGAGCUUCUUAGUGAGGAACGGUCCAAGAUCUCACUGACAGUGACUGGAGUGGAUGUUCUACUGCCACAACCAGAGCCCAAGACCAGAGCUGAGCUCUUACAAUAUUCAUGUCACAUCACACUGGAUCCAAACACAGCAAACACAUGGCUGUCAUUAUCUGAGGGGAACAGAAAAGCAACACGAAUGGAAGAAAAACAGUCAUAUCCCAGACACCUAGACAGAUUUACUGAUUUGUGCCAUCAGGUCCUGAGCAGAGAGAGUCUGACUGGACGUUGUUACUGGGAGGUGAAGUGGAAGAGGAGAGUUUAUAUAGCAGUCUCAUAUCAGGAUAUCAGCAGAACAGGGAGCAGAGUUGAAUGUGGAUUUGGACACAAUGACAAAUCUUGGUCACUGGAUUGUUCCAACAUGAACUGUGACUUCAGACACAACAAUAUCCAAACUAAAAUCCCACUCCCUGUGUCCUCCAGAGUGGGAGUGUACCUGGAUCACAGAGCAGGUAUUCUGUCCUUCUACAGCGUCUCUGAAACCAUGACUCUCCUCCACAGAGUCCAGACCACGUUCACUCAGCCUCUCCAUGCCGGACUUGCGCUUGGAAGUGAAGCCACUGCAGAGUUUUGUGAGCUCAAGUAGACAGGAGGGAUUAAAGCAGUCCUGUCAUCUAUUUCUAUAACAUCUGUGUUGUCCUGCACUUCCCAGACGUCACCUGUGGCACAUUGUGUUCUUGGUCUGUUCAGCCGUGGUGGAUAAGGGUUGAACUCCAUCAGUCGACAGUAGAGAGAAGCCAAAUGAACUGCACUUCACAGGGAAAUGUAAAAAAAUAUCACUGAUUAAACUGUUGAAGAGGAUCUUUAUGAUUCUUAAUUUCACUCAAUAUUUCCUGUAACAUGUUUUUGCUCUUCCUGUUUUGCUGCUUAAUGGAGUCAGAAGUGUGUUUGCACUCGUCCUUCUUUGUAGCUCAACAGCUGUUUGUUGAUUUGGUUUCCAGUACUUUGGAACUAUGAUUUUUUUUAAUGCACUGCAAAUGAAAUGAUUCUUCUUGUUGACAUGCUGGUUUAACAGGUCGAGUGUGAGAAUCACGUGACUGCUGAGAGAGAAACGCCUGUUAUGAGAUUUUACUGAUUAGGUGUGUCAGCCAAGUGAAUGUUUAUGAAAAUCAAUAAAAAAUAUUUCCAAGAAUCAACAGUGUU
Molecule: messenger RNA, 2228 nt
Organism: Myripristis murdjan (pinecone soldierfish)
Lineage: Eukaryota; Metazoa; Chordata; Actinopteri; Holocentriformes; Holocentridae
Product: tripartite motif-containing protein 16-like
Exons: 2
Coding region: 1-1671 (556 amino acids)
Molecular function (GO): protein binding; zinc ion binding
Source: RefSeq, a predicted model, not a curated record